UGCAAAAUGAUCACCAUAGUAAGUCUAGUUAACAUCUGACACCAUGCCUAGUUAAAUUUUUUUCUCAUGAUGAGAACUUUUAGUUUACUCUCAGCAACUUUCAAAUAUGCAAGGCAGUAUUAUUAACUAGAGUCACCAUACAGUACCUUACAUUCCCAUGAAUUAUUUUGUAACUGGAAAUUUGUACUUUCUGACCAUUUCACCCAUUUCAUCCCCUCCCCCCACCAUCACCUCUGGCAACCAUCAGUCUGUUCUCUGCAUCUAUAAGCUAUUUAUUUAUUUAUUUAUUUAUUUUUAAAGACUCCACAUGUAAGUGAGAGCAUAUGGUAUUUGUCUUUCUGAGAUUUAUCACCAUGUAGCGUAAUGGUCCAUCCAUGUUGUUGCAAAUAGCAAGGUUUCCUCUUUUUGUGACUGAAUAAUAAUAAUAAUAUUGUGUGAUUCUAUGUUCUUUUCCAUUCAUCCUUUGGUAGACACUUAGGUUGCUUCCAUGGCUUUUGUAAAUAAGGCUGCAGUGAACAUGGGGUGCAUGUAUUUUUUCAAAUUAGUGUUUUUGUUCCACCCAGAAAUGGAAUUGCUGGAUCAUAUGGUAAUUACAUUUUUAAUUUUUUGAGGAACCUCCAUACUGUUUUCCACAAUAGCUGUAGUAAUUUACAUUCCUUCCAAGAGUGCACAAGGGUUUCCUUUUCUUUCCACAUCCUCACCAGCACUCGUUAUUUGUCUUUUUGAUAAUAGCUAAUCUGACAGGUGUGAGGUAAGAUCUGUGUGGUUUUGAUUUGCAUUUUGAUGCAGGUCUUUUAUAUUUUAUGUCCCUUUACCUGCUUAACUUUCUGAACAUAUGUAAUGGAAUUAUAAUUACUGUUUUAAUAUCCUUAUCUCCUAGUUCUGACAUCUGCAAGCUGGGGGUCAGUUUUAAUUAGUUAAUUACUGUUCUCAUUAUUGAUCAUAUUUUCCUGCUUUUUUGCAUGCCUGGUAGCUUUUGAUUGGAUGCCAGACAUAAAUUUGACCUUGUUGAGUGCUGGAUAUUUUAGUAUUCCUCUAAAUAUUCAUGAGUUUGUUCUAGGGUACAGUUAAGUUAGCUGAGCAUGGUUUGAUCCUGGCUUUUAAGGUUUGUUAGACGAGAGCAGAGCUGUAUUUACUGUAGGAUUAAUUUUGCCCCACUACUUUUGUGUACUCUCCCCAGUGCUCUGUGAAUUGUGAGGUUUUCCAGUCUAGCGGGUGGGAACAGGUACGCUUCCCAGCUCUGUGUGAGGGUUGGGUACUGUUGUCUCUGAUCCUUUUGGGCGGUUCUUUGCCUAGCUUUGGGAACUUACUCACAUGUAAAUGCUGACCAGUGUACUCGAUGGGGGUUACUCGGCAGGUCUCUGGAGUCCUCUCACUGCAGCUUGCCCAUCUGUACUAUUCUGUCCCACAGACUCUAGCUUUCUUGGUCUCUCUGUACCCUUAGUACCGUCUCCUCAAUUUGAGGAGUGCUGGGGUCUGCCUGCUUCCUUCUGCCUCCCUGAGCCCCAGGGCAGGCAUUCCCUCAGGUGGUAAGCUGGAGCACUUGUAACGCUCUCCUGUUUAUUUCUCUUCCUGUUUCUCAGGGAUCCCUAUCCUUGGUUGCCUGCUAACUAGUCUCCUGAAACUGGUUCACAUUUUUGGCCAUUUUUGGGUUGUUUCACUAGGGAGGGUAAAUCUGGUCCCUCUUACUCCAGCUUAGCCAGAAGCAGAAUUCUCAGAGAAGGUUUUUGAAUUGCUGAAUGAAUCUGUGCAUCUCUUUGCGGAUAUUCUUUGAGACCUUAUACAAAGGUGCAUACCUUAGGAAGCUCCCAGACCCCUCCCCAACUUGAAAGCCAGUUGGUUUUUCACACUUCGGUGACAUGCUGUUGGCAUGGCUGAGGGUUUUCCAGCCACAUGGCGAGCUUGUCUGAGUACAGUUGGGCUCAUUGGUUCUCCCUGGUCAGUGCCUGGCACUGAGUCUGGCUGCUCUGGUUGGGUUAAUGGGAGUUGGAGGCAGGAGUCACUGUUACAGAGGUGAGUGGAGAUUCCUCCCUGGAUGUAUGAGACUUCCCCAGAGUCUUCCCUUCUCAGAGCAUUUUGCCCAAGCCCUAUCUAGUGGCUCCAGAGUGGGAGGAACGUCCUCCUUUGCCCUGCUGCUGCCCCGGCCCUGUGGGGUGCACCUCCUGGCACUCCCAAGGGCUGCAGGCAGGAGAGGCCACCUCAGGCUGGAUAUGCUGUAUGGGUGGGGCAGUGUUCUCAGGCCAGGAGGCACAGCAACUCCUGAGGUAUCAUGGGGAGGGUAAGGCCCCAUCUGAGUAGCAGCCAGAAGACUUCACUCAGAGACCUGGCUCUGCUGCUUAUUGGCUUGUGUGCUGUUGGGCAUUCCACUGCCUCUCUGUGCCUCAGCUUGGUCCUCCGUUAAGAGGGGAUGGUAACCUUUGUCCUGCUGGGCUCACAGGGCUGUUGUAAUGUGUGCAAGGAUGCUUUGCUAUGGUAGAAUCUUCUAUAAAAGCAUCAUUAUUUUGUUGGAUAUUCUCAUCAAACAAAUGAAAUUGUUAAGGUGUUUGUGUUCUGUUUUCCUCAUUGGAUGUCUGCACUGGAAUGUUUUUGCUUAUAAUCCACACGGCAAGAGAGCAGGUAUCACAUGAAGAUAUGGAUUGGUCCACAUUGUAUUUGACAUUCAUUAAUCUGGUACCUCCUGGUGACCUCCUUCAUGAUCUGGAGAAUGAGGAGAGCGGUCACUUGCAGUCGGAGGAGCAGCGUGCUCUCGCUCUGCAGGCGGGAGCUGUGUCUGCGAGUGAGGAGGAGCCCUCGCGCGGCCCCGCGGGCCACAAAAAGCCCGCAGGAAAGGCCGGCGCUGUGCUGGGGCUGGACGCUGGUGGCGACCACGUGGUGCUGCUGUCCGUGAUCCCCGGCGAGACCGAGGACAAGCUGAGCCCCGAGCCCAGCGGCGGCACCUGCGGGGCCCGAGGGGAGGAGGACUCGCGGUGCAGUCUCCGAGAGCACCUCUUCUCUCUGGACGGCGGGGGGGCCAGUUUCCAGGACAGAGAGGACGAGUAUUACUCAGAGCCGGAAGUGGCCGAAUCCGACCCGGCGCCACCCGAGGACGCCAAUAACACGGAGAGUCUCAAGUCCCCCAAGGUGAACUGCGAGGAGAGAAAUGUGACGGGACUAGAAAACUUCACUCUGAAAAUUUUAAAUAUGUCACAGGACCUUAUGGAUUUUCUAAACCCAAAUGGUAGUGACUGCACACUAGUCCUGUUUUACACCCCGUGGUGCCGAUUUUCUGCCAGUUUGGCCCCUCAUUUUAAUUCUCUGCCCCGGGCAUUUCCAGCUCUUCAUUUUUUGGCACUGGAUGCAUCUCAGCACAGCAGCCUUUCUACCAGGUUCGGCACCGUAGCUGUUCCUAACAUCUUAUUAUUUCAAGGAGCUAAACCAAUGGCUAGAUUUAAUCAUACAGACCGAACAUUGGAAACACUGAAAGUCUUCAUUUUUAACCAGACAGGUAUAGAAGCCAAGAAAAAUGUGGUGGUAACUCAAGCUGACCAAAUAGGCCCUCUUCCCAGCACUCUGAUAAAAAGUGUGGACUGGCUGCUUGUAUUUUCCUUAUUCUUUUUGAUUAGUUUUAUUAUGUAUGCUACCAUUCGAACUGAGAGCAUUCGGUGGCUAAUUCCAGGACAAGAGCAGGAACACGCGGAAUAGUGAUGGACUGAAAGGAGAAGUCGGAACAAGGAAUUUCAGAAAUCAAUGCUGCACUUUCUUACAUUUUCUCCAGUCAAGUGUAGACUUACAGCUUCAGUCAGAUUAAAAGAAUCAUGCAUUUGUUGAACUGUUGAAUGUGUUAAAAAAUUAUAAAUUGGUGUUUUAAUUAGUACCACAAAGAGCAAAUGCAAAAAUAUUCGAUAGAACUCACCAUUCUUGUUUUUACUAAUCCAAUAUUUUAAGGGAGUGAUCCAGUUUCAAAUGGGAGCGUGUUCAGGUGGAAUAGUGGAUAGAGUGACAGUUGGCUUCAUAGAAGGAAGAAGUAGGACUUUUCACAUUAUGGUUUUAGAAAAGUCUUGAUUCCUUAUAUAUGUUUAAGAAGGUUGGUUUCUGUUCAUUUGCAGUUUUUCUCUCAGAGCCUGUAAGUAGGAAAGUGUUCUGUUGUGGAAGAAGAACUAGAAUUGGCAAGUGUGACCUUCUGAGUAACUCGUGGGAAAAUAAAAGAGUCAAGUAC
Molecule: messenger RNA, 4195 nt
Organism: Mirounga angustirostris (Northern elephant seal)
Lineage: Eukaryota; Metazoa; Chordata; Mammalia; Carnivora; Phocidae
Gene: TXNDC15
Product: thioredoxin domain containing 15
Exons: 5
Coding region: 2581-3681 (366 amino acids)
Biological process (GO): cilium assembly
Cellular component (GO): cilium
Source: RefSeq, a predicted model, not a curated record